AUGCUAUCUUCAAAUGUGAAACAAAGCUCAAAAUUCUGCAAAUGCUAUUGUUGCUUAAAUCCCAUAAUAAGCUUUCCCAGUUCUUUGGAUUACCAAAACUCAGGAAAUGUUAAUUCCUCAACAUUUCAUUAUGACUUUGCAACUGCAACUACUUCAUCUCUUUAUCCACAUACACAAUUCACAAACUCAGAAUCACUCCCAUCUUUACCAGAAUCAUUCCGUAGCUUCACAAGAUCAUUCCCUCAGUACUUAACUACCGUUGAAGCUGAUCAAAUACGCGCCAACGAUUACCGCCAUCUUUAUCUUUCUUCUCAUGUUUGCCUUGAUUAUAGUGGUCAUGCCCUCUUCACAUUUUCACAGCAACAACAACAACAACAAAGUGGUGAGUUCAUUGCUUCUUCAUCUUCAAAUUCUCAUCAUAAAACACAAAGAGUAUCUUCUAUUGAGAUUUCUCAUAAGGCAAAUGAAUCAUUAUCAUUAGAGUUUGAGGAUAAACUAAGGAGAAGAAUCAUGAGGUACUUAAAUGUCUCAGAAGAUGAUUACUCCAUGUUUUUUACUGCUAACCAAACAUCCGCUUUCGGAUUAUUGGCAGAAUCAUACCCUUUUCAGACCAAUAAGAAUCUUAUUACUGUAUAUGAUCAUGAAAAUGAAGCUGUAGAAACAAUGGUUAAGUGUUCAAAGAACAAGGGAGCUCGAGCUUUAGCAGCCGAGUUCAAGUGGCCUAAAUUGAAAAUUUAUCGUGAAAAAUUAGAGGAAAUGGUGUUAGGAAGUUUUAGGAAGAAGAAACAGAACAAAGGAUUGUUUGUAUUUCCUGUACAAUCAAGAGUUAGUGGAGCAAGAUAUUCUUAUCAAUGGAUGAAUUUAGCAAGGGAAUAUGGAUGGCAUGUUUUACUUGAUGCUAGUGCACUUCAUCCUAAGGAAAUGGACACUUUAGGACUCUCCUUAUUUCAGCCUGAUUUUAUAGUAUGCACAUUUUAUAAAGUUUUUGGCGAAGAUCCAUCAGGAUUUUCUUGCCUACUUGUGAAGAAAUCGAUUUCUCCGAUAUUGAAUCAUUCAUAUAUAUCAACCUCCCCAGGAAAUAUGAGUGUAACAAAAAAUGAUCAAGGAGAAUUUAACGAAUGUGAUGUAGAAUGUAAAGGACUAGACCAAGCAGACGCGCUUGGUCUAGUCCUAAUUGGUAAUAGGGUAAGGUGUGUAAUCAAUUGGCUAACAAAUGCAUUGUUAGCUCUUUAUCAUCCACAUUCAGAAAGAGGGACACAACUUGUACAAGUUUACGGGCCACGAGUGAAAUUCGAACGAGGAUCUUCAUUGGCAUUCAAUGUUUUCGAUUGGAAAGGCGAUAGGGUGGAUCCGAUGCUAGUACAAAAGCUUGCUGAUAGAAGUAACAUUUCACUUGGUUGUGGGUUGUUAAAACAUGUAUGGUUUUCUGAAAGAUAUGAAGUUGAAAGGGAAAAAAUUAUGGUUAAAGAGCCUAAAGAAGGGAGGAAAAAAUGUAAAGGGAAGAAAAAAGAAAGGUCUGAAAGUGGGAUAUCAGUUGUUACAGCUAAUAUUGGUUAUUUAUCAAACUUUGAAGAUGUUUAUAUGGUAUGGAACUUUGUUUCUAAGUUCUUGGAUGCUGAUUUUGUUGAGAAAGAGAGGUGGAGAUAUACAGCACUUAAUCAGAAAUCUAUUGAAGUAUGA
Beta vulgaris subsp. vulgaris (sugar beet) is the source of this 1680-nucleotide messenger RNA. RefSeq lists its product as uncharacterized. The transcript has a single exon. Bases 1 to 1680 code for a protein of 559 amino acids. Lineage: Eukaryota; Viridiplantae; Streptophyta; Magnoliopsida; Caryophyllales; Amaranthaceae. The record is from RefSeq and is a predicted model, not a curated record.